AUGUCGAAUCCAGCCGUGGUGGUACUUCCUAGUUCGAGCACCAACGGCGUUGAGCCUUCCGGCGCGACCGCCAGCCCGAUGUUGAAGGGCUGGGAUAUUAUCGAGCGCAUCACGCCUUUCGUCCAUGCGGUGGGUCGCGUGGUGGACGACGGCGGGGGCGGUAGGGGUAGCGCCAUUCUCCUAUCCCUCCCGGAGCGAACGCCGCCAUUUUUCCCGCGGGAGGAAAGGGGCGCGGGCACGUUCGCCGUGUUGCUCUCCACGUCGGAGGUUCUGCCGAACCUCCCGGGCGACCUUGCGGGGCGGUGCGUGCGCUUCAUGGAGCAGCCCGUCGUCGGCACCGCGAUCGCGUGGGGGUGGGAGCCCGCCGCCUUUUCGGUCGCCCUGCGCGGCGACGUCGGGAUCGUGAGCUCCAUGGAGGCGGGGAUAUCCGCCGCCGCCGCCGACGACGCCGUGGACGAGAUCGGCUACACACUCACGUACUGCGAGAUCGCCUCGGGGUCGGGCUCGAUCGGGCGGUGGGAUCCUUCCGACCCGCUGGGCGGUAGGGCUUAUGGCGCCGGAAUGGCGCCCCAACGGGGUUCUCACGGAGGGGAGGAUCUUCGCCCAAUCCAACCUUUGCCGCUCCCUUUAUGUCUUUCCUCGGUCCCCCCGGUGCGGAUCGGGGAUACCCACCUUUUGGUAACUCACGUGGAUGGGCUUGAGCGCCAUUACGUGGUCCGGUCCGUCGUCGCGGUAUACGAGGAUUAUUGCGAGUACGCACUGGAUUCCGGGCGACCGCGACUGGGUGAGUUUGCCAGUGGAGGAGCCGUUUUCAACGAGCGCGGUGAUUUUAUCGGCUUGCAGCAUCACAGGAAUGAAUCGAUUUGCAUGUUUGUAGCCUCCAUCGUGCGGCACCUUUUCGAUUCAGACCACCUCGGUAUGUGUAGGCUUCCCAUAUCAGAACCACCCUUAGCCAUCGAAGAUUCAAGCGGGGAUGGCCUCCUGGAUUCGAGUCUAACUCAAACGAGAUCAGCGCCCCUGACGGCGCACACUCCAAGCUACCUCGAAGUUUACGACGAAUUCAUGACGGGCUAUGAUAGCCUCUUGCACAUGUUAAGUGCUUUUUGGUACGCUCCUUCGCUGACGCAAAAAGUCCUUGAGGUGAUGGUGUCACCAAGCUAUGAGCGCGAGCUUCGGACGGCCGUCUCAUCCCGAGUUGUUGGUAUUGUUCUAGGGAUCAUCGACGCACAUCCUCACUUGGAGCCGUUGGUGAACAUCGCGCUUGUAGUACUUUGCCGUCUGUGCGUCUAUGAUCAUAAUUUGCAUGUGUUCAUUCACGUGGGCGGCAUCUCCACGGUGAUGGAAGUGCUGAAGGAGUAUCUCCACCAGCCUAGGGUUCUCCAAUGGGGGGUCUACUGUCUUCUUCGGCUCGUUGAUGAAAGAGCCUCGAUAGAACACCGAGCCACUUCGGUCAAUCUUAUAUUACAGUGCUCUUUUCUUGAGUUUUCGAUGAAUGCACUUCGGGAGCAUGCUAGAUUCGAAACCGCGCAUAUGCAUUUAGUGUCUUGGAUUUCCUUGCUGCUAGCGAACUUGAUCGAUAUGCAGCCUCGCGUGGUGACCUGGCUAGUGCAAAAGGACUUCAUAGCGUUGUGGAUUGAUCUAUUGCGGACUUACUUGGAGGAGGAUGCGGUCCUUCGUGCACUGCUGUUGGUGCUGAAAAGUGUGUUCAAGCGAGUCUCUGGUUCACCUGAACCCUUCUCAGGGAUUGGGAAGAGUUAUUCGUCCGCUGAGCAAGGGAUCUCUAAGCACGAGUCGGAGCCCUUGUCUAAUGAGGUUCCGCUGGAGGGGGCAUCGGAAGGUGCUUCUCUUAGUCGAGGAGCGGAUUCGUGUCCAACGAGCGCGUUUCCACUUCAUGAUGGGUCCACCACUACGGAGAUUUUUUAUACACUUGACACGUCUGACUCCUUGAGCGUGAACACAUUUCUUUUAUACGCGUCAUUAUCGAAGCAGUCGUGCCGUGAUGCGCUGCUGGAUAUCCUUGUCUGCGUCCUUGAAAGGGAGGCGGCCGGACUGUGCAAUCACGAGACGUUGAGUUCUACUGAUAUUGCACUGGAAAUACUCAAGCAUGUGCGGAGUUUAGGGCUGCUGGCACCCACGAAGAACGGCAAUGCUGAGUCGCAGUCAGUGUUUGAUAUUGUGAUGAUGAGGCUUGACAUAGCUUUAUUACAAUUACAGAAGAAGUUGCCAACAAGCGAUGCUUUGCUAAAGAACAUUGAGUGCGCUCACUUGAAUAUUACCGCUUAA
Molecule: messenger RNA, 2283 nt
Organism: Phytomonas sp. EM1
Lineage: Eukaryota; Euglenozoa; Kinetoplastea; Trypanosomatida; Trypanosomatidae
Source: the annotation of a GenBank genome assembly